Molecule: messenger RNA, 1239 nt
Organism: Purpureocillium takamizusanense
Lineage: Eukaryota; Fungi; Ascomycota; Sordariomycetes; Hypocreales; Ophiocordycipitaceae
Exons: 1
Coding region: 1-1239 (412 amino acids)
Cellular component (GO): nucleus
Source: RefSeq, a predicted model, not a curated record
AUGGGCCUAGUCAACUACUCCGAGUCCGAGUCGUCCGGCUCCGAAUCGGAGGCUGCCCCUAAGAAGGCGCCCCCGCAGAAGGCUCCGGGGACCAAGAAGCCCUUUCAGAAAGUCGUCGACCGAUCCAACCCAGGUAAAAUCGUCGUAAACCUGCCACAGGCCGCCAGCAGCAGCAACCACAACGCCGGCGCCGACGAAGCGCAGUCAAGCGACGGGCCACCAGCGAAGCGUGCUCGCACCAGCGGCGCCGGCGGCGGACGCUUUUCGGGCUUCAACUCGUUCCUCCCCGCGCCCAAGAACGCUCGCAACGCCGCGGUGUCGAAGCCUGCCACCUCCGCCUCCUCCACGCCGGGGCAAUCGCGGCCCGUCGUAACUCUCAAGACGAGCGCAGAACCUGGCUUUAGCAGGGAAAUAGAAGAGUCGCGGACGGAUGGCAACACGGCAGACGGCAUCGAGACGCCAGCGGCCGCCGGGGGGAGUUUGCCUCCGCCGAAACGACCCGCCGAGCCGUCGAUACCGCAGGGGCAGAAACCCGCAGAUGAGGUCAAGCUGGUCGGCAAGCCGCUCAUGUUCAAGCCGCUGUCCGUCUCACGAAAGCCCAACAAGAAGAAGACGGUUGCAGUGGCGGCUCCGGCGGCGUCAACGCUGCCUACGUCCGAUGACGCGGAACGACCCCAACCAAACGGCAGCGCAGGAUCGCAGGUUGCCCCCGCGUCAGCGCCGCAAAAAGUGUCUCUAUUCUCGCUACACGCUGAGGAGCCUGUCUUCUCGACAGACGCCCCGAAAUCAAGCGGCGCAUACGAGCCGCUAUUCGCCACCCCGGAGACGUCCAACGAGGACUACUACGCGCAGUUCGCGGGCGACGCAUACGCGGGACCCUCUGCGACCACGGCGCCGCACGCUUCGUCCACCGCCGGCCAGUCCCUCGACAGCAUCGCUGACGACCUCAAUCUCUCGGCUGCGGCGCGGCGCGAGCUCUUCGGCCGGGGCCUCGCCGCGGCCCAGACGGCCACUAGCGUAAAGAAUUUCAACAUGGACGACGAGUAUCGGCACAAUGAGGAGCUGCGUGCCGCCGGCGAACAACAGACACAUAACCCCGUGCGUUCCAUCCAGGGCGGCGGUAAGCACAGCUUGCGCCAGCUGGUGCAGAACGUGCACAACCAGCGCGAGGCGCUCGAGGAUAGUUUCGCUAGGGGGAAGAGCAAUCGCAAAGAAGCGUCGAGCAAAUAUGGAUGGUGA